AUGGAUCCGACACAGCCAAAGCCUCAACUCAAGGUCAAGGAGGUCAUCGGGGCGCUAUGCAAGAAAAUCUUUCAGGAGAUAGAGAAGGUCAACCCACAACAAGCGCAGCUCUUCAAGAGAGAAGUCCUGACAGGGGGGAAGACUGACAUACAACAGUACUUGCAAUUGGCGGACCAGUACGUUGAGCGAUAUGCAAUGCACAUGGCCCCCGACGUAGAAUCAGUCAGGGAAAUGCUUCCAACCCAAGUGCGCCCAGCAAUCAGGUCCCAAUGUCCAACCAAGCAUCGCAUCAUGGUUCAGCGACCUACGGCUCAACUCAUGCGAGCCAUCAAGGCAGCGCUGCUCUCCCUGGCAGCUCGACGAGAAGCGACUCCAUCCAUCGCUUUCAGCAGCCCGUCCCCAGCCAGCAGGUGCCGACACCUUAUGGCUCCAAUAGCACGGGGCUACAACAGCAAAGUACCGCCCAGCAACGAAGCUCCGUACAGCCAGGGACCAUGCAACCAGGGGCCAUGCAGCCGGGAAACAUGCAUCGAAGCUCUGUACCGCAAGGGGGGGGGCAGCAGGGAAAUGUGCAGCAAGGAGGGAUGCAGAGAAGCUCUGUACCCCAGGGAGGGAUACAGCAGGGGGUUGUACAACAAGGGGGUAUACAGCAGGGGAGCUUGCAGCAGGGGGUUAUACAGAGAAGCUCUGUACCCCAGGGAGGGAUACAGCAGGGGGUUGUACAACAAGGGGGUAUACAGCAGGGGAGCUUGCAGCAGGGGGUUAUACAGAGAAGCUCUGUACCCCAGGGUGGGGUGCAGCAGGGAACUAUGCGAGGGUCGUUGCCUCAGACUUCGUCAGGUUCACUUCCGAUGCAAAAUCCGAGCGGAGCGAAUCAAGGAGCCAGUAAGCAGUCAGACUCGACGACGUCAACCUGAUAUUCUUGUUUGCCCACCAGGUGCUCCAUCCUCCUACACCUCCGCCUCGAACAUGCCAAGUGUAAAUCGAGGAGCUGUGCCAGUCACUCAAACUCCAGUGCCUGGCAGUGGCAGUGUGGCUCCUGGGGCUCUGCCUGCUGCACCUGGUGGGGUUGCUCGGACUAUGCCAGUGAGCUACAACACGACCAGCCCGUCAACUUCGUUGAGCUCCUCGUAUGACUCGACCGCCAUCGGCUUGAUGUCGACUGUCGGCAUCCAAAAGCCGGUAGGCGGCAGCACGUGCACUCGUCAGGGAACGGCGACGGUGAAGAGCACAGACUGUAAAGCUUGCAAGGGAAAACACGUCAAGCACACGUGCUCGAAGGCGAAGCCGAUCUCAGAUUCCAACCGCAAGCCGGGGCAGGAGUAUGGCACCGGCAGCUCUCCUGGCAGCGCGUCGUCUCCCGCCCCCAUGCCGCUUCCCAGCAGCUCGACGAGCCAUAUGGGGCUGACAGGACAGAUGGACGUGUUGGGCAAGCGGACCAGAGAUGGGGACUACGAGGAUCCGAUGCAAGUGAAGCGCGUGAAACCUGACGGGAUGACCGCACAGCCUCACGACAGCAACACGAUCUACAAGGACCAGUUGCAUGCGAAGAUGCAGCAGGUCGAAGAGGAAAGGAUGAUUUUCAAAGCGAGGAAGAAGCAGCAGGAAGACGAUCUGUCCAGCAAGAAGACCAAGUGUGAGGUCUGUCAAUCGUCCUUUCCCCAUAAGGCUACCGAUCAUCAGUUCAAGAAAGCUGGGGUUGUGCUGUUGGAGUCCAUCGAACAGCAAGCAUACUACUGUAUGCGAUAUGCCUGCGAGCAGCGAGUCAAACACGUCCUGAGCCACCUCAUGUCCAUCUCGAGGAAUCGAUUCGAUCAGCUGAGAAACAACAAGGCGAAUCUCACAGGGAUGGUGCGCGAGCAGGACGUCAAGGAACAAGCGAAGCAGUUGCUGAAGCAACUUGAGAUGCAAGAGGAGUCGAAGAAGCAGGAGCAGAGCAAGAAGGAUCAGAACUUUCACAGCCUGGCCAACCAGACAGCUCUCCUGGCCGUCGGAAGGGCUGGAGGGUCAGCGGGAGGAGGCACGAGCGUGUCCAACGCGGUGAGGAGGAUCGAGCUGCGAGACAUCCUCCACCUCCUAGAGCGCGAGUCGAGGCUGCGGAAGUCGCACAUCAUGUAUAGGGCGUACAUGCGCUUCCACGAGGAUCACAUGCGGCGGAUCGCAGCCAACGCGAACGCGUAA
Guillardia theta CCMP2712 is the source of this 2181-nucleotide messenger RNA. RefSeq lists its product as hypothetical. NCBI's taxonomy places the organism in Eukaryota, Cryptophyceae, Pyrenomonadales, Geminigeraceae. The coding region runs from base 1 to 2181 and encodes 726 amino acids. The transcript is spliced from 18 exons. The record is from RefSeq and is a predicted model, not a curated record.